ACUUAUAGUGUUAGUAAACGGCCCCUGGCUGUCACAUUGGAGCAAUUUCACGAAGCAAGACAGUUAAAUGUUAAUUAUUUUAUAAUUUGAUAAUACUAUGCAUAUAGAUUUCGGAGAGUAACUUAUUAACUACUGAGUAAAAGCAAUCAUAAUUUUUAUUGAGUAAUCUUAGGAAUAAUUAUUUUGCAAUAACAUACAUAACCUCUUUUAUUGUUUAUUUCUUUACUUUUAAAUUAUAAAAGAUGUAUUAAAAUAAAAAAAUUAUUUUUUGUUACCAUAUAAUAUAAUAUUGAAAAUUAACAAAAAAAAAAAAAACUUAAUUGUUUGCAAUGGAUAUUGUACCAGGAACUGCGUCACUUCUGGAUGAACUCGAUAAAAAGCUUAUGGUGUUAUUACGAGAUGGUAGAACACUAAUUGGUUAUUUGCGAAGUGUUGAUCAGUUUGCCAAUCUCGUCUUACAUCGAACAAUUGAAAGAAUUCAUGUUGGUAAAGAGUAUGGAGACAUUCCACGUGGAGUAUUUAUUGUACGUGGUGAAAAUGUUGUUCUAUUAGGUGAAAUCGAUAGGGAUAAAGAAAAAGAUUUGCCAUUGUCUGAAGUGUCUGUUGAUGAUAUUUUGGAUGCGCAAAGAAGAGAACAGGAAUUGAAACAAGAUCAAGAACGUUUGAUGAAUAAAGCCUUAAAAGAAAGAGGUUUAUCAUAUAUACCGGACUUGGGACAUGAUGAUAUGUUUUAAUAUAUUAAUGUAGUUAUGGUAUUGUUUAAUAUAUUUUUUAUUGAAAUCGAAUGGAUAAUAUACUAAGAUGAACGAUUUUUCAAUUAUUUUAGCGAUUUACUAUUAACUGUACUAUAGAAAUAAAAGCUAAUAUUUUUUCAAACAAAAAA
This is a messenger RNA of Microplitis mediator, 883 nucleotides long. It is a transcript of the gene LSm1, whose product is annotated as U6 snRNA-associated Sm-like protein LSm1. Gene Ontology annotation, biological process: deadenylation-dependent decapping of nuclear-transcribed mRNA. The coding region runs from base 330 to 734 and encodes 134 amino acids. The transcript is spliced from 3 exons. Lineage: Eukaryota; Metazoa; Arthropoda; Insecta; Hymenoptera; Braconidae. Gene Ontology annotation, cellular component: Lsm1-7-Pat1 complex; P-body. Gene Ontology annotation, molecular function: RNA cap binding. The record is from RefSeq and is a predicted model, not a curated record.